GUAUAUCCAAUGGCUGAUAGAAGGUCAAUAUGCUAGAUCUUUACUUAACGUGGGUAAAAAUUUUCUCCAGCGCAAGUUAAAAAAAUUAUCAGAAGCAAAAUCAACUAAACCUCAUCUACAAACUUCUAUUCAU
Molecule: messenger RNA, 133 nt
Organism: Entrophospora candida
Lineage: Eukaryota; Fungi; Glomeromycota; Glomeromycetes; Entrophosporales; Entrophosporaceae
Source: the annotation of a GenBank genome assembly